Messenger RNA from Drechmeria coniospora, 1917 nucleotides. Its product is annotated as Cyclin B, G2/mitotic-specific. The record is from RefSeq and is a predicted model, not a curated record. Gene Ontology annotation, biological process: regulation of cyclin-dependent protein serine/threonine kinase activity; G2/M transition of mitotic cell cycle. Gene Ontology annotation, cellular component: cytoplasm; nucleus; centrosome. Bases 1 to 1917 code for a protein of 638 amino acids. Gene Ontology annotation, molecular function: cyclin-dependent protein serine/threonine kinase regulator activity. The transcript has 5 exons. NCBI's taxonomy places the organism in Eukaryota, Fungi, Ascomycota, Sordariomycetes, Hypocreales, Ophiocordycipitaceae.
AUGUGCGGACCACGGAUAGAUUCGUCCUACCAAACAGUGAUUCAUCCGUCCAAGUCAACAAACAAUGCCAUUGCUGGACCUACUUACCUGGCCGGAAAGUACCACCAGGUGGCCAGCCACGGCACCGGAUUCCUUGGGAGGCACACGCUCAAUCGCCCGGGCAUAUCCGUCUUCGUGCUUGUGCUCACUCGUAUUCGUGGCCACCACAUCGUACCCUCAUUGUUCGCUGAUGCAUGGCACGCACACAAGCUCAUCCAACCAGAAGCAGAGGACGAGCUCGCUGCCGAGGUUUUUCCCCGGGGCUUCUCGCCCUUGCCUGGCAACCGACUCGCGAGGCGCGCCGCAAGCCAAGCUUGGCCUGGUAGCCUUGUCCCCGUGGCGUACUCGCCCACCGCAACAUUCCAACCGCGCUGUUGUGUUGGACAGCCACCCGUACCUGUCUCUGAACCAGAGGGGACUCGACCUGCACGUCAUCGUCUCGUGUCCAACGAGAACGACGAAAACAGCUCGACGCGUAUGACCCGAGCCAAGGCGGCCGCCGCUCUCAACGCCGACGAGAUGGCCAUGCCCACCAAGGGUGCUCUGCAACCGAAGAAGUCGGCCCACAACGUCGGCGGCCCGCGGAAGCGUGCCGCUCUCGGCGAUGUCAGCAACGUCGGCAAGGUCGACGUGAUUGACGGCAAGAAGCCCGCCGGCAAGCCCGGCCUGGUCUCCAAGGCAGCUCACCCCACGGGCGUCCAGAAGAACACGGUGCGGCCGACGAGCCGCGCGCCCUUGGGCAGCAAGCCUGCCAAUGCGGCGGCGGACAGCAAGAGGGCCGGGUCGGGCGCCGGCGGCAUCGCGGCACCCAAGCGAAAGGUCGCCGCCGCCGCGUCGGCUGCCGUCGCCAAGGACGAGACGGCCGUGGAGGAAGCCGAGCCGCUUCGCAAAAAGGUCCACACAGCUGCCGAGGAAAAGCGAGGCCGACCCGAGGUCAGGGUCGAGGAGAAGGUCAAGGCGGCGGCGGUGGCGGCGCCCAAGGUUGACGAUGCCAAGUGUGCAACGAGCCUCGAGGAUGACCUCAAGGAUCUCGACCAAGAGGACCUCGACGACCCUCUGAUGGUUGCCGAGUACGCCAACGAGAUUUUCGAGUACCUCCACGACCUCGAAGUCAAAUCGAUCCCCAACCCGCAGUACAUGUCUCAUCAGGACGACCUGGAGUGGAGGACGCGCGGCAUCCUCGUCGACUGGCUCAUCGAGGUUCACACCCGCUUUCAUCUGUUGCCCGAAACGCUCUUCCUCGCCGUCAACAUCAUCGAUCGGUUUCUGUCCGAGAAGGUGGUGCAGCUUGACCGCCUCCAGCUCGUCGGCAUCACGGCCAUGUUCAUCGCUUCCAAGUACGAGGAAGUUCUGUCGCCCCAUGUCGAAAACUUCAAGCGCAUCACCGACGACGGCUUCAGCGAGGCCGAGAUCCUCGAGGCCGAGCGAUUUCUCCUCACCACCCUCAACUAUGACCUGAGCUAUCCGAACCCCAUGAACUUCCUGCGCCGUGUUUCGAAGGCGGAUAACUAUGACAUCCAGUCUCGAACCAUCGGCAAGUACCUGAUGGAAAUAAGCCUCCUGGACCAUCGCUUCAUGGCGUAUCGGCCAAGCCACUCGGCCGCCGCCGCCAUGUAUCUUGCCCGACUGAUGUUGGACCGCGGCGAAUGGGACAGAACGCUCGCCCACUACGCCGGAUACACGGAAGAGGAGAUCGAGCCCGUCGUCGAGCUCAUGGUCGACUACCUCGCACGCCCGGUCGUGCACGAGGCAUUCUUCAAGAAGUACGCGAGCAAAAAGUUUCUCAAGGCCUCGAUCCUCGCUCGACAAUGGGCCAAGAAGAACGCGCCCCUGUUCGGCAUCACCGACACGGAUCUUUCCCUCGACCAAAUUUCGUGA